This is a messenger RNA of Anguilla rostrata (American eel), 4346 nucleotides long. RefSeq names its product transcription factor COE3-like. Bases 527 to 2329 code for a protein of 600 amino acids. The record is from RefSeq and is a predicted model, not a curated record. The transcript has 16 exons. NCBI's taxonomy places the organism in Eukaryota, Metazoa, Chordata, Actinopteri, Anguilliformes, Anguillidae. Gene Ontology annotation, molecular function: RNA polymerase II cis-regulatory region sequence-specific DNA binding; DNA-binding transcription factor activity, RNA polymerase II-specific. Gene Ontology annotation, biological process: regulation of transcription by RNA polymerase II.
UCCGUGCAUUCUGCAAGACGCUAAAGGCCCCUCAUCAACCUCUCCGGUGUCCGGGAACACCUCCAUGGUAAUAAUUUUUUUCGUUUAUUUGUCUUUUGGAGCCGAAGCGCCUUGCCAGGAGUGGUCGAUUCAGCGGUGUCCUGAAGGCUUUUGAUGCGGUUGUAGAAGGAUGACACCACAUUGAGAGCAUCAUCAAAACGCAAGCAUCAAACAUUCUUGUUUUAUACUUUAAUAUAAAAAAGAAACAAUAACAACGAUACCCUGAACUACUUCUACUACAGCGAACGGAUCGCUUUCCAACAAACUGCCGAAGCGCUGCACUUUGUUUAUGUUGUGCCAACACAGGAGAUAUUGAAGAAGGAAGCAAGACUUGCGGACGGUGUUUUACAUGUUCUGAUCACUCAAGAGUAAAGUCAUUCUCUUCCAGUCACCAAGGAAAAGGGGGAAAAAACAAACAGAACUAUUUUGACAUUUAAUUUAUCGUCACUCUUUUGGAAGGAUCUGGGUUUGCGUACAAACUGUUUUAAUGUUUGGGAUACAGGAGAACAUACCAAGAGGAGGGACGACAAUGAAAGAGGAACCACUGGGUGGUGGAAUGAACCCAGUCCGAUCGUGGAUGCACACAGCUGGGGUGGUGGACGCUAACACGGCCGCCCAGAGCGGCGUUGGUCUGGCUCGAGCACAUUAUGAAAAACAACCACCUUCCAAUCUCAGAAAAUCAAAUUUUUUCCACUUCGUUCUUGCUCUGUAUGACAGACAAGGACAGCCCGUCGAGAUCGAAAGGACAACUUUUGUGGACUUUGUGGAGAAGGAGAAAGAACCAAACAGUGAAAAAACUAACAAUGGGAUUCAUUACAAACUACAAUUAUUAUACAGCAAUGGCGUCAGAACAGAACAGGAUCUUUACGUACGGCUAAUAGACUCCAUGACAAAACAGGCAAUUAUAUACGAAGGUCAAGACAAGAACCCAGAAAUGUGCAGAGUUCUACUCACACACGAAAUCAUGUGCAGCCGAUGUUGCGACAAGAAAAGCUGUGGCAACAGGAACGAGACUCCAUCAGACCCGGUCAUCAUCGACAGGUUCUUUCUGAAAUUCUUCCUCAAGUGCAAUCAGAACUGCCUGAAGAAUGCAGGGAACCCCAGAGACAUGCGCCGCUUCCAGGUCGUUGUGUCGACGACCGCCAACGUGGACGGCCACGUCCUGGCGGUGUCGGACAACAUGUUCGUGCACAACAACUCCAAGCACGGCCGGCGGGCGCGCCGGCUCGACCCAUCUGAAGGUACGGCUCCUUAUCUGGAUAAUGCAGCUACACCGUGCAUAAAAGCCAUUAGCCCCAGCGAAGGAUGGACCACGGGCGGAGCAACCGUUAUCAUCAUCGGGGACAACUUCUUCGACGGCCUGCAAGUUGUCUUCGGCACUAUGCUGGUGUGGAGUGAGCUGAUAACCCCCCACGCCAUCCGGGUCCAGACCCCGCCCAGGCACAUCCCGGGCGUGGUGGAGGUCACCCUCUCCUACAAAUCCAAGCAGUUCUGCAAAGGGGCCCCGGGGAGAUUUGUCUACACCGCUCUGAAUGAGCCGACCAUCGACUACGGGUUCCAGAGAUUACAGAAGGUCAUCCCCAGGCAUCCAGGUGAUCCGGAGAGGUUACCAAAGGAGGUGCUGUUGAAGAGAGCCGCUGACCUGGUGGAAGCUCUGUACGGAAUGCCCCAUAACAAUCAGGAGAUCAUCCUGAAGAGGGCAGCCGAUAUCGCGGAGGCCCUGUACAGCGUGCCGCGCAAUCACAGCCAGAUACCGUCGCUCGCCAACACCGCGUCCCACGGCGGCAUGAUGGGCGUGGGAGUCAAUUCCUUCGGCAGCCAGCUAGCGGUCAACGUCUCGGAGACGUCACAGGGCAACGAUCAGGUGGGGUACAGCCGGAACACGGGCAGCGUCUCCCCGCGGGGGUACAUCCCCAGCAGCACCCCCCAGCAGUCCAACUACAACACGGUGAGCAACAGCAUGAACGGCUACGGCAACGCCGCCAUGUCCAACCUGGGCGUGCCCAGCUCCCCGGGGUUCCUCAACGGCUCGUCGGCCAACUCCCCCUACGGCAUAGUGCCCUCCAGCCCUACUCUGGCGGCCUCCUCGCUCGCUCUCCCGCCAAACUGUAGCAGUGUCAGUGCGCACAGCGCGUUCCCCUUCUCACCUGCCAAUGUCGUCUCCGCAGUGAAACAGAAGAGCGCCUUCGCCCCCGUCGUCAGGCCCCAGGCCUCCCCGCCCCCCUCCUGCACCAGCGCCAACGGCAACGCCCUUCAAGCGAUGUCCGGGCUGGUGGUGCCUCCCAUGUAAUCUGCACUUUUCCUUCUCUCCAGCGUCGCUCUUCGCAAAAACAGGCUUCAGGGGACACAUUUAAAACCACAACAGAGGACGCCGGUGGAACCGACGUCAUCGCGAACAAAGACCGAGAAUAAAUUCUGUUAUUCAGAAGGAAGAAAAGAGACUUUGCUUCAAAGAUUUUAUUCGAAUUAUUAUGAAUCAACAUGCAAGAGAAUUCAUGGAGAACUCCAUUUUACUGAGUUUUUUUCCUGCAUAUUUUCACAUUUUCUUAGCCAGGAGGACAACAAAAGAAGAAGAAUAAAUGCCUAUUUUGUAUAAAGUUUCUGGUUACACCUCGACUGUGUACAGUUCUCACUACGUUUUGGGGGGGGGGAGAGGGGGGGUGGUGGGGGGAGCCGUGGAUGCACCUUUUUGAUUGUGACAAAAAUAACACUAAUGAAAAACGCCUCAGAACUUUUCUCAGUUUAAGAGAUUCACAACUGCUUGUGUGUCUCUAUAAUGUGAAUUCCUUUUUUUCUCUUUCUAUUUUGAUUUGUGGCAAGAAGAAAAAAGGGGGGGAGGGAAAGACGUGUGUGAUCCGUUGAACUGGAAACAAAUAUGGAAUAUAUAAUUUAGAAAACAAAAUGUAACAAAAACAAAUUUACAAAUAUAACUAAGGGUUGGGGAACGGUGGGUGGGGCGGGGGGAGAUUUUAUCAUGCUUAUGUCAUCUUUAAAAUGAACUUUGUAACUUAUUGUAGGUAGAAACUGUAACUUUGAUAUUGCAAAAAUUCUUCUUGCCUUUGACAAGCACACAGAGAUCAGAUGCUAGUUGGUUUAAAGAUGUCCUUCCAUCGUCCAAGCUUCCUGUCUAAGCAAGUGUGACCUGCAACGUUUUUCAGCUUUUUGCUAACACUGUAUACUAUUGCAUUCUUAGGCUACUGUGAAGUCUGUUUCUUGUACCAGAGAGUUGUCCUUUUAAUUCUAGCUCCUUAUUCCCCAAAUGUGUUUUGUAUGUGGUUAUUAAAAAAAAAGAAAAAGAAAAAAGGUAGACUUUUGUGAUUUUGCCAAAGUUGUAGCUAAAUAUUUAUACACUUGUCUUGAAUUUUUUUUGUUCAGUUCCACUUGCAUAUUUAGAAUGAGCUUUUAUUCUUUGUGAAAACGGCAAGGAGUGAAAGACUUGCUCAUUGCAAUUAUUUUUGUUCACACACACGCAGUCACCAAGGGAAUUUUUGUAACAUAUCAAUUAUAAAUAUUGUAUUUAUCUUUGAAAUUUUGUACAUUUCUCUCAUCGUUUUAUUUGAUCUUGUGUGUAUUGUUUGUCAUGGCCUGGUAUCAUGAUGCAGCAGAUUUAAGCCAAGAGUCGUCGCUUUCAUACGCUGUUUUGUAUUAACAUAAUGCAAUGUGCGGACGUUUCAUUUGUAUUUCAGAAAUUUUGUUACUUUGUCGAGACUUUCCGUCCAUUUUUUUUUUUAAAGGAAAAGUCAAAUUCAUUGUUUAUUUUUAUAUUGCUUUUUAAGUUAUCGAAAACAAUUUUUUGAAUAAAAACUGUUUGUUGUAUAGUCAGAUAAAUUGUUUGUGACACAUGGCUGUAAUAAUACUCGUAGAAAAAUGUGCAUGUUCGAAUGCCCCAGAGGGACGAUUCGAUUCGUGGUUGUAAUUUUUUUUAAUUUUGAUUUUUAUUUUAUUUUUUCGUAGAAUGUAAAAACUCACUUUUGCUUUGCCACAUAGCUUAACCGUGUUUACAGGGAACAGAAAUCAAGACGUCUAAAUUUGGAACGUAAACGAAAAGAACCGACGAUGUAGUCUAAUUUAUCAGAAAGAAAAAAAAACUUUUACGAUGCCUUAACAGUGGACUUCUUGAGAGUAACUUUCUGUUUUGUUAUUUUAGUUUAAGUUUUUCGUUCCAUUUUGGUCUUGCUUUUCCCCUGCUGUUUUAACAGAUCCGUAGACCCCAAUUGCCAACCGUUAAUUCUGAAAAAUUAGCUAUGGUGUAUAAAGCACAAUUUUUUUUUUUUUUUAAAUAAAACCCAUCAUGAUUCCUGCCCUUC